Scaptodrosophila lebanonensis is the source of this 931-nucleotide messenger RNA. RefSeq names its product protein LSM12 homolog B. NCBI's taxonomy places the organism in Eukaryota, Metazoa, Arthropoda, Insecta, Diptera, Drosophilidae. The transcript has 3 exons. The record is from RefSeq and is a predicted model, not a curated record. Bases 189 to 806 code for a protein of 205 amino acids.
UUUUUUGGGUACAUUCGGGACUUUUGGUGGAUGCGAGAUCUUUUCAAACACUGUCCACAUGAAUAUAUAUUUUAUUUCGCGCGCUAUUUUAAUUGGCGUGGGUUGAAAAGUAGGCCCAGAAAUAGGCAUCAAUCCAGCUUUUCUAGGAAAGGAUCGUUUUUAACGCAUUAUUUGUGCAAAACAAAAAUAUGUCGAGCACUCCGGUAGCCAAUGCAAUGAUGCCGUGUUUCAAUGUGGGCUCCAUUGUGCGUUGCAUUAGUUGUUUUGAUGACGUCAUAACUGGGGAGGUGACAGCCUUUGAUCAUAGUGUGAAGAUGCUGAUGCUGAAAUGUCCUCGAACCGGCUUGGACAACACAACCGCCGUUGGGGAUCAACAGAAACUGUGUCAUAUGUCUAUUGUGAAUCUAUCACUGUGCAAGGAAGUGGAAAUAUUGGAAGAAGCUAAGCCGCCAGCGUCCCCGGAGACGCCAGCUCGUCUCAAUUUGUCGCUCCUGCAACAACGUUUGUCCCACAAUUUGGAGCAGCGUCGCUUAUUUUUAAAAAGCUGCAAUCCCCAGGCGAGUGCUGUGGGACAGGCUCUAUACAGAUACCUUUCGAAGCACUUUAGCAACAAGGACUUAAACUGGCUGGGUGCAGAUAUUCAAGUGCUUCAACAGGUGAUAAUCGGCUCGCCAUAUAAUGCCAGCAAUAUAAUCGUUUCGGAUCCGGGCAAGUCGGAGAGAUUGGCCCAAUAUCUAAGUCGCGUCAUCGAUAAGUUCCUAACACAGCCCGGGGCCCAGGCAAUGGAAGAUCAGCAAGAAAAGUAAACAAAAUCGACACCAUAGCAACUCACCCACACCCAUGUGGUUGCUUUGUUUAUCAACAAACAAUAAUACUCAUAUUCUACUAUACAUGUACAUAAAAGAGCAUUACUCUUCAUUAUCUGUCGUCU